Gastrolobium bilobum is the source of this 1178-nucleotide messenger RNA. Its product is annotated as beta-carotene isomerase D27, chloroplastic-like. The transcript has 8 exons. Gene Ontology annotation, molecular function: iron ion binding. The record is from RefSeq and is a predicted model, not a curated record. Lineage: Eukaryota; Viridiplantae; Streptophyta; Magnoliopsida; Fabales; Fabaceae. Bases 147 to 1121 code for a protein of 324 amino acids.
CCUAAGACUAGAAUCUGGAGCAUGAACUUUGUGUGAAUAUGCUAUUCAUACACUCUUUUGUUCUUAUAUAUGCCUCUCUUAUCUCUUCCCCACUUGCUUUUAAAACAACAACCAUUCCCUAUUUGUCUCUCACAUAAAACUCACAAAUGGAAUCAAAUUUUUUCUCACAGAACAGGAUUUCAACACCAACUUCAGCUCAGUGGAAGCUUAUCAAACAUAGACCAGAACAUCCUUCUGUGGUUGCAGUGCUCAGAGGGUUUUCAAAUGACAUUAGAGAAGAAACAAGAAAAGCUAAUGCCUACAAAGAUAACUGGUUUGACCGCUUAGCCAUAAACUAUCUAUCUAAAAGCGUUCAAGCAACUACAGGACUUAGUAACAAAAAGAGUGGAUAUGAAAGCCUGGUUGAGGCAGCUACUAUGGCAAAACAGAAAUUCAAUCCUAUUCACCAGCCAGAGGUUGUCAUUCAAGCUCUUGAUAGAGCCUUCCCAAAGCCAAUACUUUCAUUGAUAAGGACACUGCUACCACCAUCUAAAUUCACAAGGGAAAUUUUUGCUGCUUUCACCACUUUGUUCUUUGCUUGGUUAGUUGGGCCCUCCGAGGUAAGAGAAUCGGAGGUCAACGGGAGAAGAGAAAAAAAUGUAGUCUACAUCAGAAAAUGCAGAUUUUUAGAGGAGACAAAUUGUGCAGGGAUGUGUAUUAAUCUCUGCAAAAUGCCAUCUCAAUCAUUUAUAAAGGACUCUCUGGGUAUGCCACUCAACAUGGUCCCCAAUUUUGAUGACAUGAGUUGUGAGAUGAUAUUUGGGCAGGAUCCUCCAGCAUCAAAUGAUGAUCCAGCUUUGAAGCAACCAUGCUAUAAACUAUGUAAUUACUUUAUUGCAAGGCAAGGCAAAGCAAGGAACGAACUGCCUCAGUUAAUGCAGAGGGCUUUCAGGUCAGCAAGGAUGGAACAAGAGUGUCUCCCACAUUGUGUAUCCUGCCAAAGCUCAAACACAUCAGCCAUAGUUUCUCUCAUUAACAAAACAAUGAAGUGCUCCAACGCACUUCGAACCAAUCAUUUGCAAGUGGAUUUCCAUCAUUUUAGUAGUUUGAAAGUUUUUUCUCUUAGGCUUUCAAAUAUGUAAAAGCAGAAGUGGCCAACAGGCCAAAUGUUUUAUAUGAUAGAAGGCAAGUAUUUCCAA